AUGUUAAAACAGUUGAGCAGAUCGUUGGGAAUACGAUCAAGCCCCAUAGUGGCAAAUUUAAUUAGAUCCAAACAAGUUUGUACACGUGGAUUUCAUAUUUCCCUUGUUAAACAAAAUACUAGUUCUAAGGUAAAUGAAAUAACUGACAUCACGAGUGAUAGUCUUAAAGUAAAGGAAGAUGCUGCCGGAUCUGAUCUUCCAUCAACCAAAACAGAUAAAAAAUCAAAACUGGAAUCAUUCCAACCUGUUAAAUUUGAAGACUUUAAAGGAAAGGGAUAUAUUCAUGAUAGUAUAAUCAACUCAUUACAUAAAAAUGAUUUUAAAGAAUUGACGCCAAUCCAACAAAAAUCUUUAGUGCCUAUUUUCAACACCGAAAAGGGUUUGGUGUGUAGAGCAAAGACAGGUACAGGUAAAACUUUAGCAUUUGCUGUGCCAACAUUACAGUAUGCCUAUAAAAAUAGAGGUAAAGGUGUCAGCACCGUCGUUUUGGUUCCAACACGUGACUUGGCUUUUCAAAUUGAAGAGGAAUACAGAAAGCUUAUCUCCCAUUUGAAAUAUAAUGAAAGACCUAAUCUUGAAUUGAUUAUAGGAGGUCAGAGGACAUCGUUUAACCCUAGACGUCCAGCAGAAAUCGUUAUUGCUACACCUGGUCGUUUGGAAAAAGAAUUACAAACGGAUCGUAAACUUGCCAAGUGUUUUAGCAAUGUAACAUACCGUAUUUAUGAUGAAGCUGAUAGAUUGUUAGAUGUUGGUUUUGAGAGUGUCUUGAAUGAGAUUGAUGGCCUUCUUUAUAAAGUAAGAACUACCCCUAAACCAAUCAAAUCAUUAUUGUUUAGUGCAACUGUUGAUGAAGCUAUUUCUGAGUUUUCCAAAAAACAUAUUCAUCCAGAAUAUGAGUUCUUAAACACUGUUACCAAAGAUGAUUUAGAGAUCCCGGAGAAUAUCCAUCAACAGUUGAUUGAGUGUACUGAUGGUAUUGAUAAAGUCAAUGUCUCUCUUCUGGAAUUACAUGGUAUUAUGAAGCAACACAAUGAUUAUAAAGUGAUUGUAUUUUUACCCACCAAGACUGCUGUUGAUUGGUUUUAUGAAUAUAUCACAAAUGCAUUAGAUGAUGAAUUAUUUGAAUUAUUUUCAAAGCCACCAAGAGUUUUCAUGUUACAUGGUGGAAGAAGUGUUCGUCAACGUUCUGCUGCCUUGAAAGGAUUUAAGGUGGCAAAAAAAGGGAUUUUAAUCUCCACUGAUGUUGCUGCCAGAGGUAUUGACGUUAAAGAUGUAACCAAUGUUAUGCAAAUGUUCCCUUCUGUGGAAAUUGCUGACUAUAUUCAUAAAGUUGGAAGAACAGGAAGAGCAGGAAAGAAAGGAAAGGCAUCAUUGUUUGCCACUCCCGCUGAAUUACCAUAUGUUCUGUUAUUGAAAAGAAAGAGAAAAGUUAAGUUUCAAGAGGUUAUCCAAUCUGAGAAGUUAAACAGUUCAAACAUUAUCGAUCAAAUUGAAUCUCCUUUGGAUUCAACAAAGGAAUUUUUAGCCACAAUGGUUGGUUAUUUACAACAGUUGCAAAGUGCUCAUCGUCUUGAUUAUGAUCUGUUAGUGAUUGAGAAUAUGGAACUAUACCGUAAGCUCGUUAGAGAUGAUAAAGCUAUGUUGGAAAGCAGAAUUUUGAGUAGGAUUGGAAAAGGCAUCAGUGCUCAUGUCAAACGUAGAUAUUUUACAAGAACAAGGUAUCAAAGUCAUGAUGAUGCUGAAUUUGAUUCUUAUUCUGAUUUCUCAAGAUCUGGUAUGUCACAAAGACCUAGAAGCAAUGAUAGAAGUAGUAAAAUGACAUUUAACGGGAGAGGCAAAUAUGGAAACAAUAGAAAUAACGAUUGGUCUUAUCAAAAUAAGAACAGGUAUAAUAAUAAUAAUAAUAGGCAAACCGAAAGAUCAUACGACAGUGAUAGGAAAUCCCAUAAUGACUGGAAAUAUGAAAAAAAGUUUGAGCAUAGAAGAAUUCGUGAUCAUGAUGAAUAA
Molecule: messenger RNA, 2007 nt
Organism: Candida albicans SC5314
Lineage: Eukaryota; Fungi; Ascomycota; Pichiomycetes; Serinales; Debaryomycetaceae
Gene: MSS116
Product: ATP-dependent RNA helicase
Exons: 1
Coding region: 1-2007 (668 amino acids)
Cellular component (GO): mitochondrion
Molecular function (GO): nucleic acid binding; ATP binding
Source: RefSeq, a predicted model, not a curated record